Messenger RNA from Durusdinium trenchii, 1320 nucleotides. The record is from the annotation of a GenBank genome assembly. Lineage: Eukaryota; Dinophyceae; Suessiales; Symbiodiniaceae.
AUGGCUGCUGACGUGCAGCCCUGCAGCCCGUCUGCUGGCGACACGUCUGCGUCAGCCAACGCGUCCGCGUCUGACUCGGACGUGUCGGCUGCUCAGCUGAGCAUUGCCGUGCAGUUCAUGAGUGGCAAAGUGUUGGGGGUAGAUGUGGUGCCCGAGAUCACCAUUGGUGAGUUGAAGGAGACCUUGAAGGCAUGGCAUCCAUCUGAAGACGAGCUCACUCGCACCUUGAGUGCUGUGCAGAUCAUCCUGGAUGGACAGAACUUGGUGGACGAUGAUGCGACGGUGGACACCGUGGGGAUCUCUCCAACGGCACAAGUGCAGGUCUUGUUCACCACGAACCCCACGGUGGAAUGCAGCUCAAAAUGGGCCUGUGAAGAGCGUUCUGCAGAACUGCGGGAUGUGCGCAUUCCUGAUACUGUAAGGCUUCUUGUGCCAGAUGCCUUCAGUCACUGCACCUCUUUGCAGCGCGUCCACAUCCCCCAAAGCGUCACGGAGAUUGGGACCAAUGCCUUCGCAAGCUGCGGCUCAUUGACCCGUUUGGCCAUCCCUGACUCUGUCACUUGGAUUGGAGAUCGUGCCUUUGAAAGCUGUAUUUCUUUGAAGACUCUGACGAUCCCGGACUCUGUGGUCCAGAUUGGUAGCUUUGCCUUUGACAGCUGCAGCGCCAUGACCAGCUUGAGCAUCUCGAAAUCGCUCACAGAGAUUGCGCAGUGUGCCUUCCAAGGCUGCACGUCGUUGACCAGCUUGACCAUCCCCAACUCCGUGGGUGAGAUACAAGACGGUGCUUUCCAAAGCUGUAGCUCUUUGACCACUGUGGUCAUCCCGGAUUCUGUGGUUCGGAUCGGGCAGCACGCCUUUGCCGGCUGCACCUCUUUGAGAAGCAUGAGUCUUCCUGACUCGGUGACGCAGAUUGGCAGCAGUGCCUUUGCAGGCUGCAAGUCCUUGAGCAGCGUUCAUCUCCCGGACUCGGUGAUCUGUAUCGGAAACUGUGCUUUCGUCGGUUGCGGCUCCUUGACGGCUAUAAGAUUUCCCAAAUCUGUGACGGAGAUCAAGGGCUUUGUGUGUGCAGGCUGCACGUCUUUGAGCAGUCUGGUCAUCCCCAAGUCUGUGACUCAGAUAGGGCAUCAUGCCUUUUCAGGGUGCAAAUCACUCACAGAUUUGACGAUUCCAGACUCUGUCACUCAAAUUGGAUGGGCUGCCUUUGCUGGAUGUACUUUGACCGCAUGGCAGCUCCCUGAAGCUUUGAAAAGCCAAGCCGAAUCGAUUUUUGUCGGAGGAGAUAAUCGCAUCAGCCAGACUGGGCCAGACGUUUUCAACUGA